GCUAGUCGCCCCCUCUAGCCCGUCGUCUCGCUGCCCCGAGCCGCCCGUGCCCGCCGGCGGGCCGGGCCCACAAACAGCCCAGGCGCUCGGGGGGCGCGCGGGGGGCGGGGGGAGUUCCGGUUCCGGUUCUUUGUGCAGCUGCAGCGGCGGCUCCGGGAAGAUGGCGGCCCGGGCGGGUUUCCAGUCUGUGGCUCCGAGCGGCGGCGCGGGAGCCUCGGGAGGAGCGGGCGUGGCGGCGGCUCUGGGCCCGGGCGGAACUCCGGGGCCUCCCGUGCGAAUGGGCCCGGCGCCGGGUCAAGGGCUGUACCGCUCUCCGAUGCCCGGGGCGGCCUAUCCGAGACCAGGUAUGCUGCCAGGUAGCCGAAUGACACCUCAGGGACCUUCCAUGGGACCUCCUGGCUAUGGGGGGAACCCUUCAGUCCGACCUGGCCUGGCCCAGUCAGGGAUGGACCAGUCCCGCAAGAGACCUGCGCCUCAACAGAUCCAGCAGGUCCAGCAGCAGGCGGUCCAAAAUCGAAAUCACAAUGCAAAGAAAAAGAAGAUGGCGGACAAAAUCCUACCUCAAAGGAUUCGGGAGUUGGUACCAGAAUCACAGGCCUACAUGGAUCUCCUGGCUUUUGAAAGGAAACUGGACCAGACAAUUAUGAGGAAGCGGCUAGAUAUCCAGGAGGCCUUGAAGCGCCCCAUCAAGCAAAAACGGAAGCUGCGAAUUUUCAUUUCUAACACGUUCAAUCCGGCCAAGUCGGAUGCAGAGGAUGGGGAAGGGACGGUGGCUUCCUGGGAGCUCCGGGUGGAAGGCCGGCUCCUGGAGGACUCAGCCUUGUCCAAAUAUGAUGCCACCAAGCAAAAGAGAAAGUUCUCUUCCUUUUUUAAGUCCUUGGUGAUCGAACUGGACAAAGACCUCUAUGGCCCAGACAACCAUCUGGUAGAAUGGCACAGGACCGCCACUACCCAGGAGACGGAUGGCUUCCAGGUGAAGCGACCAGGAGAUGUGAACGUGCGGUGCACUGUCCUGCUGAUGCUGGAUUACCAGCCCCCCCAGUUUAAAUUAGACCCUCGCCUGGCUCGGCUCUUGGGCAUCCAUACCCAGACACGUCCAGUGAUCAUCCAAGCACUGUGGCAAUAUAUUAAAACACAUAAGCUCCAGGACCCUCACGAGCGAGAGUUUGUUAUCUGUGACAAGUACCUCCAGCAGAUCUUUGAAUCUCAGCGGAUGAAGUUCUCAGAGAUCCCUCAACGGCUCCACGCCUUGCUUAUGCCACCAGAGCCCAUCAUCAUUAAUCACGUCAUCAGUGUUGACCCAAAUGACCAGAAAAAGACAGCCUGCUAUGACAUUGACGUGGAGGUGGAUGACACUUUGAAGACCCAGAUGAACUCUUUCCUGCUGUCCACUGCCAGCCAGCAGGAGAUCGCUACUUUAGACAACAAGAUCCAUGAAACGAUAGAAACUAUCAACCAGCUCAAGACGCAGAGAGAGUUCAUGUUGAGCUUUGCCCGAGACCCUCAGGGUUUCAUCAAUGAUUGGCUUCAGUCCCAGUGCCGGGACCUCAAGACGAUGACUGAUGUGGUGGGUAAUCCGGAAGAGGAGCGCCGUGCUGAGUUCUACUUCCAGCCCUGGGCUCAGGAGGCCGUGUGCCGAUACUUCUACUCCAAGGUGCAGCAGAGGCGGCAAGAGUUAGAGCAAGCCCUGGGAAUCCGAAACACAUAGGGCCUCUCCAACCCUAGCAUGGCUGCACCAAUUCCUUGGGCCCUGUGCUGCCUGCCUCAGUGUACCUGUCUUGGUCUUGCUUGAGGCAUUCCAGGAGAUGCUGUUAGCUCCAGGACAGUGUCACAAUGAAGAGGGUGUCACAUUUCUGUCUCACAGUCACCUGUUAUCCCUUCCUGCACCCCAGCCUUCCCCCUCAGCUCCUCCCCACCGGGCUCCCUGUGCCUCUACCUCCCCAUCCUACAUAGGACCUCUAGAUAGUGUUAGAGAACCAUAGUGGUAAGGAGUGCUCUGAGGGGUGGGGCCUCCUGAGGUCAGGUGAUCUUCAGGGAGGCCAGCUACACUGAUCCUGUCCUUGCCAGGAGACCUAGGCCUUGGGAGCUGUCCCCCUCUGAGCCUCGGGCCUAGGGCAGUCCGUAAGCUAGCUGACCUUGGCCCUCCUGGUAACCCGACUUCUUCCCUUCCCUCCACAGGUUGGAGCAGAUUCUCCUUUACUUCUUGCCCUCUAGCACUAAUGGAGCCCGGGUUCUUGGGCUUCACUGAGCCCCAGGUUGGUCCCUGCCCUCUGGACUUAACCUGCGGUCUCAGUGCUGUCUGACCCCUUCGUGGGGUCUGUGUCAGUAUUGGAGUGUGUUUUGAACUGUUGCCCCUCCCACACACUCCCGUAGCUGCCCUCUAGGAUUCCCCACACCUGCCCUAACCCACAUGUUUGGGUUGGGAUCCCGCCUUCCCUUGUCAUUCCCAGCAGAGAUUGUUCCUUCCUGCUGUUAGAGGAGUGGCUUGUUCAUUCACUCCACCCUGCCCCCUCCUGCAAAUGGAGAAACAGGCCUGAAAUCAAACGGGUAAAGCCCUAGGCCAUCCCUGUCUUCCUGUCCACAUCUGCCCAGUUGAAACCCGCUGGUGGCUUCUAGGGCACUGAGGAGUGAAAGCGCCUAGGGCUGGAGAAUAGGUCUGAAAUGGGUUUGUGACUCCCCACCCCCUGCCCUCAAAGCUUCAGACCCCUCAGGUAGCAGCAGGACGAGUGAUCUUGGUCCCUUGGGAUAGAUGGUUUUGCAUCUUCCAGGGAAGCCUCAGAUUUCAGAUUCUUCCAGGUCUUGUCACCUGGAAUUAGCAUGUCCCAGGCUCGCAGACAACACUGCAGGGUGGGAGACAGCUGGGCACGGGAUUCCGUUGAGCAUGGGCCCUGAACCCGCAGAACUGACAAAGCCCCUGCUUCCCCACCCCCACCUCAGGCUCCUGCGAGCAGUGUUCCAGCCCCUUC
Messenger RNA from Mastomys coucha (southern multimammate mouse), 2966 nucleotides. It is a transcript of the gene Smarcd1, whose product is annotated as SWI/SNF related, matrix associated, actin dependent regulator of chromatin, subfamily d, member 1. NCBI's taxonomy places the organism in Eukaryota, Metazoa, Chordata, Mammalia, Rodentia, Muridae. Gene Ontology annotation, biological process: regulation of transcription by RNA polymerase II. Gene Ontology annotation, cellular component: nucleus; SWI/SNF complex. The coding region runs from base 161 to 1708 and encodes 515 amino acids. The record is from RefSeq and is a predicted model, not a curated record. The transcript is spliced from 13 exons.